GCAAAUUUUCAGCGGGGCAAUUUUCCGAGCGGGCACCUCCCGCCGAAUGGUCCGCGCGGCGCCGCGUGCCCGCCCCGCUGCCGGGGGCGCGGCCGCCCUGCGCGGCAUCGGCGGCGUGCCGCCGCGGCGGCGAUGGCCGCACCGCAGGGCCGGGACACCGGCGCCCUGCCGUUCCCCACGUCGGUGGGCUACGUGGCGCUCGCCACGAACGGCGCGAAGGGCGGUGGCACGAAGUACUUGACCCUGCAGUUCCUGAACUUCGCGCGCUGGACCUGGACCACGCAGCAGCACAGCUGCAACGUGUCUGGCGCUUUGCGGGUCAUGGCCAGGGAGAACCUUUACACGAAG
Messenger RNA from Prorocentrum cordatum, 348 nucleotides. NCBI's taxonomy places the organism in Eukaryota, Dinophyceae, Prorocentrales, Prorocentraceae. The record is from the annotation of a GenBank genome assembly.